AGUGAUGUCAGGUCAGGGAGGGCUUACCGCAGGAGAUAAGGCCAUCUAAUGGAGAUGAAAUGAAUCGGUAUUUAAAAGGUCUUUUUUAGUUAAGGCAGUUAGCUGGCAGCAGGCUGCACUCAGACCAGUUGGCUGGUUAGUGGGAGGCCCUUUAGUUGGAAGUGAAAGAGGGACAGAAGAGAGACACAGUCUGUGAGCUGUCCAAAGGUUUUUUCCUCCACAUUUUUAACUUUUUUGGGACAAAAUCAGUUCCAAACUCUGCUCACUGGUGCAAACUUGCAGUGUUCAGGUGGAGGUCAAAGGUCGUGUGUGUGUCAUGACCCCACGGGAGCAGCUGAGGAAGAUGACAGCGCUGGGAGAGCAGGGGGCUUUGGAUGAGAAGCACUGGUACCGUCUGGUCAACGGCAUAUCAGCUGGAGAGCUCAGACAGAGGCAAGAGCUGAUAAUGAGGAACCAGAUGGCCAUGGCUCCACAGAUCCUUGCUCAGGGGCAGCAGAGGUUACAGGGGGUCCAAGCGCAGUUCGAACCUCGCUUCAUGGAGAGAGAGAUGGUUCAGCCCUCCGAGAUGGUAGCCUCCGAGGCCAGACAGAUGCAUAUGGGACCUCACCUGGGUCCACCUCUACCUCCCCAUGCCAAUGUCAUGCCUGGGAGAGGUUUCCCUGGAGCAGGUGGCUACGGCUUCUUACCCUCGGAGCCCAUGGAAACAGUUGCCCGGCGACAGGAGUUCAUUCACAAACAAAAUAUAGCCAGGAUGGAGAUGAACGCAAUACUGCACCAGAAGGAGCUGGAGAAUGCCCACCAGAAGGGACUUAUGGGAAUGGACAAUCACAUGUCGUACCCUUCCAACCACAUGGCGUUCAGAGGUCGUCAACGCAUGCCAGACGGCCACGAUGUCUUCGUCCACCGUCCCACCCUGGAUGAGUUGCACUCAAACAGCAUCCUCAUGUCAGCCAGUCCUUACCCACCAAUGAGCACGCUGCACAGAGAGAGGGGACGCAGGGCUGGCAGGAGGCCGAACGCUCACAAGAACGCAGAGAGCCACGUGUCCAACCUGAAGGGCCAAACUGAAGAUAAAAGUGUGGAGCAGAGCCCGGGGGCCACAUCAGGGGAGGAGAAAGAGGUGGAGGCAAAGGGGGACAUGGGAGAGGAGUGUCCCACCAGCAAGACGCAUCAUCAAGCAAAAAUAGACUCUGAGCUCGCCGCAGGAAGCAGGAAGAACUACAAAGAUGGAGAGCCAGGCCUGCGUAAAGCCUGUGUGAACAGUCAAGAUGGAUCAGAUGUGGCCAACAGCGGUGCAAAUGAUAAAGACAUAUCCAGCCAAUGUUCAGCUUUCCAGGAGAAGUUCAUGUAUCCCUCCGCUGGUGGAGCGCUCACUGGCAUGCCUUACAUGUUCCCAGUCCCUGGAAAUGGUUUCCUUCCACCUGGUCCACCCAAUCUCUUUCUUAAUGGUGAUGAGGUGUCUGAAGACAUAAGGAAGUGGACAGUGAAUGAUGUCUACAACUUUAUCAACAGUAUACCUACAUGUUCAGAAUAUGCUCAGACGUUCAAGGACCACAUGAUCGACGGGGAGACACUGCCGCUCCUGUCAGAGGAGCAUCUACUGGACACACUGGGGCUCAAACUGGGACCAGCUCUUAAGAUCCGCUCACAGGUAUCCAGGCGUCUGGGCAACGUGUUGUACAUGAUGAACCUGCCGCUCUCCACCUCAACCCAACAGGCCACCCCUGAGAAACACGCCGACCGCUCAUCAGAGAUCGGCUCCCCUGUGAACUGCAACAGUGAGGAGAUGAUGGCGAGUCCAAGAGACCCUGAUGUCCUCAAAUCCACAGAGCACCUGCAUGAGACAGAAAACAAUUCCCCUCCAUCUGCCAGCAGUGAGACAGCCUGAUCAGAACUGAUAAUGUGGACAGAUGUGAACCUAACCGGACCCAGCAGAGCACCUCCAGUACAGCAUGGCUCUUCCUGAACUGCCACAGUGGUGGAUUUGUUUACAUAAUGAUUAACUGGAUUGAAUAUACUUUUCUUUCUUUUUUUUACUAUUUGCUACCUGGCCAUUUAAUGCACUGGUUCACAUUAGGCCCAGGUGUCUGCUAAACAUUUGUAUUUUACAUAUACUGUACAUGUGCAUAUAUUUUUUAACAACAGUGGAGUGAGACUGAUGUGUGAGUUAUGAAACGAUAAGAAGGUCCAUUAUUAUUUUUCUUUUCUUCUUUUUCAUUACAGGCCUCUAAAUGUCUGAUUGUAGCUUUAAACUUAUUUUCAUUUUUGAGCUGCUAAUUGUCAUUUUUUCAGUAGGUCAUCAUAUGGACCAUAUACAUAAUAUGGGAAUGGUUUUAUAAUCGAAUAAUGACAUAUGUAAGUGAGAUUUUUGGAUGUUUGAUACCUUUUUGCGUUUGUUGGGUUGUAAAUAAAGUGUUUUUCUACAUAGAAAACCAGUACUGGUAUGGUAAGGAAUAAAUAAGUGAACAUCAAGAACC
Molecule: messenger RNA, 2477 nt
Organism: Sebastes umbrosus (honeycomb rockfish)
Lineage: Eukaryota; Metazoa; Chordata; Actinopteri; Perciformes; Sebastidae
Gene: samd7
Product: sterile alpha motif domain containing 7
Exons: 9
Coding region: 317-1888 (523 amino acids)
Molecular function (GO): protein binding
Source: RefSeq, a predicted model, not a curated record